GGCGAUAGAGCGCACAAAUUGGUUAGUGAGGAUGCUCUUUUUCUUGCUUAUGACCAUCUUCUACCCGGUGUUAGCCAUCAUACUCUGGGCAGCUCCGUCUUCUAGGGUUGCUAGAAUCCUCCGCUCUCCGUGUGUGAUGUUCACAGGGAAGAUGAUCUCACAUGCCCUGUUUCUCAUGUUCAUCCUGGUCGCAUCUCUGGAGCAUCCAACUAAUCGAAAGUUGACUUCAUAUGGCGCCUUAAAGAACGCCAGCUACCGUCAUCUCAGCACCAACUGCACAAGUCAGACGCUUUGUGACUUUGCCGUGCGCUCGUCCGAGUUUGAGGUCAUAACAAUACUCAUUGGGCUUUGGUGUGCUGGCUUGUUUUGUCAAGAGGUUCAGGAGUUCUACAAGGGUGGUGUGUCCGGCUAUUUCGAUUCCAUCUUCAACUACAUGGACACCGCCGUCAUUGUGCUGUACCUCGCCUGGGCCAGCCUCAAACUGGUGACAGUCCAUAAGGUGAAGAUUUCUCUGGAGUAUUUCUCCCACGAUAUAUCCUGGCACUACCUCUCUCAACAACAGGAGGAGGCACAGCUUCAUCUCUACUGGUUAAUAGCAGAUCGAUACUACUGGGAUAGUUACGACACGGAGAAUGUGAUGGAGGCAGUGUUUGCUAUAGCUAAUAUAAUCAGCUUCACUAGAGUCAGCUACAUCUUCCCAGCUGAUGAGCUUCUGGGUCCUCUUCAGAUCUCUCUGUCUCGAAUGGCCACGGAUAUUAUGAAGUUUGUGGUUAUAUUUAUGGUGUUGUUCAUGGCCUUCUUUGUGGGCCUCCAUAACCUGUACUGGUACUACCCACCUACAACACGCAUGGCUUGGGAACUCACCUCACACAACAUCACCACGAAGGCCGAGAAACACUUUGGCUUACAUAAUCAAACUUUUAUGACGGUCUUUUGGGCAACGCUCGGACAUUCGGACAAUACGGCAGUUGAACUUGGGGAAUUCCAAAAUGUUUUCACUGAAAACGUAGGUUAUUGGAUAUUCGGGGCCUACAACAUCGCUAUCGUCAUCGUCCUGCUAAACAUGCUAAUUGCCAUGAUGACCCGAUCCUUCGACAUCAUCCAGUCGGAAGCCGACACGGAGUGGAAAUUCGCCCGCAGCAAACUGUACAUGGAACACAUAAAAUCCGACUGCGUCUUGGCGAUCCCCUUUAAUCUUAUCCCUUCGCCAAAGACCUUGCUCCAUCUGGGCCGCCGUAUUCGGGACUGUCUCAUUCCCAAGGACGACCCUGAACCAAUGUACCAGGGGCGAGUAAGGGAUGCGGAGAUGUUUCAAAAUGUUGCAGCUUUACCGGGGCGUCGACCCAUUGCGAUGACUGCAUCUAAUGAGGUAAGGGACGUGGGAUCAGGCAUCGAGACCUUCCGCAUGGGUUUGUCCACCUCUCUCGUCCGCAAUGACACCGUCGACAGUUUCGCCAAUGGCAAACUAACAUACAAGCGUGUGAUGAACAGAGUGAUACGUCGGUACCUCUUCGACAUGCAACACGGAGAUGGUGACGAGGACGACACGAACCAAGACGUAUCUAACUUCCGUCACGAGAUUCUCACGACACUUCACGAGACAAGAAAGGAGGCGAGUGAAAUGUAUGAGGAUAUGAAAGAGAAGUUGGAUCGAGUUGCCAGUGACCUUCUGGUUCUUGGUAAGGGGAAACCACCACUGAAUCGCCAGUGAAUCUGUAGAUGAUUGUGUUUCUGAUUUUCAGGCUACAUUCCUCGAGCCGACAUAAAAGGCAUUGUUUAAUGUGUGGUUACAAAAACCAGUAUCUAACUGCUUGACACAUUUACUACACGAUUUAAGGUUAUAAUCAAUGGUUUCAUAUUGCUGUCAUAUUAAUAUCAACAAGUUAACCCUUGACCACACGUUUGGAUAGUGUUAUGGAAUAAUAUUUGAUUCUGAUUAACUAUGCUUUGAAAAAUUCAUCGUAUGGCUC
Molecule: messenger RNA, 1970 nt
Organism: Haliotis rubra (blacklip abalone)
Lineage: Eukaryota; Metazoa; Mollusca; Gastropoda; Lepetellida; Haliotidae
Product: short transient receptor potential channel 7-like
Exons: 11
Coding region: 32-1711 (559 amino acids)
Biological process (GO): regulation of cytosolic calcium ion concentration; calcium ion transmembrane transport; manganese ion transport
Cellular component (GO): cation channel complex; membrane
Molecular function (GO): inositol 1,4,5 trisphosphate binding; store-operated calcium channel activity
Source: RefSeq, a predicted model, not a curated record